Molecule: messenger RNA, 10872 nt
Organism: Paramuricea clavata
Lineage: Eukaryota; Metazoa; Cnidaria; Anthozoa; Malacalcyonacea; Plexauridae
Source: the annotation of a GenBank genome assembly
CUUGUCUAUCUUGUUUUCUACCAAAAAUACUGAACCCUGAGCUCCUUUGCCUAGCCUUUGCUUUAACUAAAAUACAAUGCAAUAUUUAUACACAAUUAUAACCAAAACAAUGAAAACAUAUACUAAGACACAGUAUGCAUAGAUAAUUAUAAUAUUUCGAUAGCGAGCUAAAUAAAGCAUAAACUGUAACAUGAUACAUUAUAAUUCGGUAAUAUUAUGAAUUCCCUAUAUGAAAUGGCAUUAUAAUCUUUGAACACUGGAUAUAUAAACAUGUGUUGAAGACGUGUUAAUUUCCCCGCGAAGCUUUGCAACAUUCACACAGUACCCUGUACAUGAAAUGCAAGCAGAACUCUCCAAAAUUUCUACAAAGUGCAAAAUUCAUUGUUAACUGUCAAAGCUUACCUUAUAAUUCUCCAUUUAAACAGAACUUUAAACUAAACUUUAAAUGAAUUUAAACCUUUAACACCUUGCUUAGUUUGCCAAGCUUCUGUUGCUAAGGACACAACGUAAAUUGACACUUUGACAAUGUUGGCCAAUGAUGGCCAUUCUUUUUUAUUUAAUCUUUCCAAAUGGGGUCAAAUUACUAAUUCUUUUGUAUCCAAUAACAAAUGGUUGCCAGGGCUGUCCUUUUCAAACAUUCCUUCACUGAAACUGCGUUGCUAAAAAGUAUUUUGUGUCGUAUAAAGUUCCACUAAAAACUCAAAUAUUUUAACAAGAUUGAGGGCAAAGUGUUCUCGGGUUGAGGGGGGAAACACCAAGAUGGUUUCGCUGUUAAUUUAUGGUUUCUUAUUUCAACUGGCGUUCAACGACGUCUCAACGAAUUCGGCUGACGACAAAUUAGACAAUAACGGCCAUCGCUGUAACCAAUAUGGAGUAUGUCUUCCUGGAGCUGAGGAUAUAGCAGCACCACCUCGGACAAUACUGGCAGAUAACACAUGUGGUAGCCCACCAUAUGAUGACUAUUGUCCAUUGACGCAAAGUACCUGUUUUGGCUGUAACAGCACAUCUAGUAAAAACAUACAUCCAGCAGGAUUUAUGAUUGACCGAAGUGGUGGUUACAGUUCAUCAAAUUUUGAAACUUGGUGGCAAUCUCAAAAUUGGUGGGAAUGGUUGCAAGAUGGUGGACAACAACCGUUACCUGUUAAUAUCACCAUUUCAUUAAAUAAGUCAUAUGUACUCACUGGUGAUGUUCGAGUCACAUUCAAAUUCACGAAGCCAGCUCAAAUGGUCAUGGAAAAAUCGACAGACUUCGGGCUAACCUGGACACCCUUGCAGUACUUUGCCGACGACUGCCCGGCAAGAUUUGGAAUGCAACGAAGCCCAUUAAACUGUUCAACUAAUGCUGUAUUGUGCAGUGAAAAAUACAGCGACCAAAAUGAAGGACCUUUGUACUUUAGUUUCCUCAACUGUUACACGAAAGAAACUUUCUGGGAUCCAAAAAUACAAAAUCUUAUCGAAGCAACUGAUUUGAGAUUGAGACUGGAGUUUCCAGCAACUGAUGGCCUGCAUGGUUUGCAAGCAGAAAGUGACUUGCGCAAGUAUUUUUAUGCGAUUUCAGACAUCCAAGUGUUUGGUCGGUGCCAGUGUCAUGGACACGGGAAGAACUGUGAGUUUCCUGAGGAUUAUAAUGGUGGUUAUGUGAACAUACCAACUUGUUUGUGUGAGCAUAAUACAGAGGGGGUGAAUUGUGAAAGGUGUAAGCCACUUUAUAAUAAUAAAACAUGGAUGCCGGCAACAUCAAUGUCAAAGAGAAAUUACCCCUGCGAGAGUAAGUAUAGAGUGUAUCACUUGACCAAGACAAGUAUUGUGUGAGUUAGUACCACAGCUUUGUGUACUAGUGCUGUGUGGGCAAAAUAGGUCAAUGACUUCAUCAAUAAUUAAAAUUACAUCAACUGUAUUUUCCAGAAUGUGAAUGCUACCUGCAUGCUUCUAGCUGUAAAUUUAACAAUACACUUGGACAUGGUGUAUGUAAUGAUUGUGAAGACAACACCAGAGGCUAUUUCUGUGAACAAUGUGAAGAUAAAUUUUAUAGAAACUUGUCCAGAACUUUGAAUGAUCCAUUGGUUUGUCUUGGUAGGUAAUCUCCUUGUUGGCAGUUUCACACCACAAUAUAUUGCAUAAUACACUCUACCAUACCACAUUACACCAUACCACACUGUACUUGGGCACACCAUACCACAUACCACAUCACACCAAACCAUACCACACCAUAAUUAUCACACACUAGUACACUGUGUGAUACAACACCAUGCCAUGACACAUAUCACACCAUACCAUACCAUACCAUACCAUACUAUACCAAACAACAUUGUAUCAUACCAUACCAUACAACAUCCAAAUGUAUCAUUUACCACCAUCAGAUUGCAACUGUGCACAGGAAGGAAUCACCAACCAUGGUUCAUGUUCUCAAGAAGUAGCAACCAUUGGUCAAUGUGAAUGCAAACAGAAUGUAACAGGUCGGCGCUGUGACAGAUGUGAGGAUGCAUAUUAUGGGUACACAAACCCCCCAGUUGGAAACUGUAUAGGUAAGUGACCUACAGACUAAUCAGACCAUUACCAGUAUUCUGGCUAUUAUUUACACUUAGACUAUUGAUCCCUCAUGAAGGGUACAUUUUGAUGAUGUAUCUUUAAUAUAAAUCACGAACCACAUUAACGUCAAUGUAUCCUUUUCUAUUCUACCUCAGCAUGCAAGUGCAAUGAACAUGGUACAGUAAACGGCAGUUUAAAUUGUCAUAAUGUGACUGGACAAUGUUCGUGUAAACGAAAUACAGAUCAACGCACAUGUUCUCAGUGUAAACUGGGUUUCCAUAGUUUUCCUAAUACAACUGAUGGAGAUUGUUGGCCAUGUGAUUAUUGUGACCCUGGAGGAACGACACCUGAUAUCUGUGAAAAAAAUCAAGGUGGGUCUAACUACAACAACAUCGUUAUUAAGUAUAUAGUUCAAUAAUUAAUUGAAAGACCUUAAAGUUCGUUUCAAGUCGUUUGCAGCUAAGAAUUAGGGAGCAUUGGGGCAAUUAACUGGUGUGAGUAAGUGUUCAAUCAACUUCAGACACGCUGACACGUACAUAUUAGGAGCAAACAAAGUUUAAAAUUAAAGUACAUUUCUGAAUCCCACAAUUUUCCGAGAUUUUUGGCUGUCUCCGCUUGCCAGAAAUUAACAGUUGAAGGACUUUUAUAGCUGGAAAUGGGGAGCGGAAGAUUACAUACAAAUUCAGACCUAACCAGGCAGGGAUGCGGGUUCAAUUCCUGCCACAGGGCCAAUAGGUGCAUUUUUCGCAACUGCUGGUUAGGUCUAAAAUUGUAAUAAUAUAAUCUUCCACUGGGAAUUCCCAUCUACAAAAAUCCUUGUGCCAUUUUUAGAGACAACCAUAUAGAUUGAAAAAAAAUUAAUUUUCUCCCUCUAAUAACCCGCUCGCAGGUGGACCAGCAUCUGAUGCGUGAUAGACAUGUCAUAUUGUCUAUUUCUCGUACUUUUCUAGGUAAAUGUCUGUGCAGAUAUGGUAUACAAAACGAAAAGUGUUCAAAUGUGACUAGCAAUCGAUUCUUUCCAAAAUAUGACUACUUCUUAUACGAGGCAGAGUACCAGCCUGGCAACUACAAUAUAACCUCAAAUAUCAGUGAAUAUAAUAAAUACUUCACUGGGAGGGGUUAUGCAGAGAUAAAGAAUGAACAAUAUAUCAAGUUUGAGAUUUCAGUACAGGUUAGGAAUAACUUCAAUGUAACACUACGAUAUUCUAUAAAUGCGGUCGGAGAAUUUGGGAUUUCUAUACGAGGAAAUAUGACAUUGGCGUGUCCCGAGAUUAACCAGGAUAUACCAAUAGAUGGCUUACAACCUUACGCUCGUGGUGAACUAUGGGAAUCAGAUGAAAGAAUACUGUUAUGUCCUGGUAUCAAGUACACCAUACGUGUGUAUAGUAGAGACAGCAAUACCUCAAUCAAAGUUGAUUCACUGUUAUUAAUACCGGACUUAACACAACUGGACAGUUACGAUACUACCGCCCCAAAGGCAACACGCAGUUCUAGCAGCCGUACCCCAUCAGAAGAUGAAUGUCUAUCAGAUUUUACUACCGUACAACGAAGUAAACAAGCACCACCUGGAUGCAGAAUUGUGACGUUUUCUACUAUGGUGGAAUUAUUAAACGGUUCUCUUGGUAAGUGGAGUCCAUGUAAUGUUUUUAAUCACGCAUUUCACAACCAUUUUCUCAGCAAUUUUAAAUUAUCAUUAAACCAAAACGUUUUAAGAACUGACAGGCCAACAUAGUUGGCAGCAAAAAUUAUCGGCUGCAAUAUUUUGCGAAUUAGUUAACUGCUAGAGGUUCUCUGCUUUCAUUUAGUAUUUGUAGUGGGAAGUUAAUUAAAGCACUUAUUUACCGGUGAGGUGGUAUAUACUGGUCUUAGCAUGACUUUUAUGAGUCCAUGAUAGGAAAGAAGAAUAUUGCAAGUCUGUAUACGUCAUCAGACAGCUUAAUCAACAUGGAAAGUAUAUAAAGAAAGCUAACUAGGAAACUUAAAUCUAUCACAUUUAUCCUAUUAAGACGGUGGUUUAGGAGUGACAUUAUUUCUUUUCUUAGCAUGUGAAUGUUCUUCAAUUGGCGCCAUCAGUGCAGAAUGUCAGGAUUACGGUGGUCAGUGUCGAUGCAAGCAAGGGGUUAUGGGAAGGACAUGUGACAGAUGUGAACCUGGAUUUUAUAAUUUCACUGAAAAUGGCUGUACACGUAAGUAAACACACGCUCUGACCUCAGCUAAAGCUCCAGGCAACUAAGUUAAAUUUGGUAAAAUCCACUUUAAGGUUAAAGCAGAGCGCUGUUUAAAGCCAGAAAUAUGUAGUACGUAGAGCGAGGCGAUUUUUCGAUAAACCGAAAAAAACCAGAUGUUUUUUGAAAACCGAAAUACUCGAUCUUACUUUUGCAGAAAAACCGAAAAAAAAACGGAAAACCGAGUUUUUUCUAGAAACCGCCUCACGCUAUGUUUACACAGAGAUGCAUAUUAACGGAUGGUCCAUAUAGCCACCCAGCAUGGUCUAACAAUGCAGAAGCAUGCACGACUCUAUCUUUCAUUGCUCAUUUUAGCAUGCAGCUGCAAUGACCUUGGCUCAGAGAAUUAUGUCUGUGACCCAGACUCGGGUCAGUGUGAAUGUAAGCAAGAUGUUGAAGGGCGAGUCUGCGAUCAUUGUAAACAGCAUCAUUACGGUAUCCAUACUGGACAAGGAUGUACGUCAUGUAACUGUAAUCCAACUGGUUCUCUCAAUCUGACAUGUGAUGAUGUGACCGGGAAGUGUUACUGUAAGCCUGGAGUCGAAGAUGUAAGCACGGACAAAUGCGACAUUUGUCGACAGAAUUAUUUCAAUUUUACUGAAGAAGGAUGCCUGUAAGUAACACAUUUUUCAAAUCUUUUCCAGGCAGUUCAGACACAUACCACGGCAGGUAAUCGUAGAUUGACCUUGCCUUUACUCGAUGCCCAAUUCACCCGAACCAUACGCCAUGAAACACAUGCCUGACAACUAAGGCCUGGGGUUUAGUUUUUGAUGAGGGAGGAAAUAACCCGGCGAAAAAGUCUCAAGGCGCAGCCAACCAAACUCUUUGGCACGAAUUUCCAAGCACAUAAGUCGAUACAAGGUAGUCGCUUAUCUGAGUAAUAUUGGCGGGCUUUAGCUCAGAAGUAAGGGGCAGCGCGUUUAACCACGUCUGUCACCACGUGUUUCUUACAUUAACAACCUCUGUGUCUAACAACAUGUAUUUAAUGUACUUUCAGGGCUUGUAACUGCAACGAAGCUGGCUCAAGGUCUCUACAAUGUCACAAUAGUUCUGGUGAAUGUCCCUGUAAAGACAACACUUCAGGCAUGAAAUGUUCUCAAUGUAUUAACGGAACAUUCUCUCUGGAGAAAGCAAACCCCAGCGGCUGCAUUCCUCGUUUUUGUUUCAACAGAAGUAAAACGUGUUCUGCUGCAAGUGGUUAUGUCCUGAGUCAGAUAAAACAAAGCAAUCUGACAAUCCCUACACAUGGGUAUGCGAGGCUUUCAGGAAGAUUUCAAGGCUUCCAAUUAUAUUCAUACGUUCGUGUUUUUGAAGUCAAUUUUACAGAGACAGUAAAUAUCACUAACAUAGAGUUACGUCUAAAAGGCGUGGACUAUAAUGCAACCUUCACACUGAACAGCACUCAAUGCCAUACACAAGAGGUGGGCAGAUAUUGUGUAAUACUACACGAGAAGUACGCCCAGGAAAAGCUUACUGCCAAUCAAAUGCAGUCAGUUCUAGCAGAUGUGAAUGAGGCAUCCGUGAGUAUAAGUGGUGACUUGAGGAAUGGGACUGAGAUUAACGUUGCUAUGGGAACAGCAAUCCCUGGUCGCCGUGGUAACCAGGCAAGUCACGUGGAAAGAUGCGAAUGUCCUGGACACUACAAAGAGUUAUCUUGUCAGAAUUGUAAUACAGGUAACCCUAGAACAUUUUUACAGAAUCAUGCUUAUAGACAUGACCCUUGCUGGACCUCUAAAGAUAGCAAUUGAGAACUGAUAAAUAUAUCCAGCAUAAAAUUAGUACCGUUUACCCACACUGGACCAAUAAGAGAUUUAAAGGUCUUCGAGGGAGAACAGCUCCGACCUGAUAGAGCUAUCAAGUAUAACGUUCAUUUAGUUUACUAACACUGAACCAAUAAGGGGUAGUAGCUCUUACUGAACUUCUAGGAAGAACAGUUUAGGACUGAUAUCAAAGCUUUCAUUAUACAUAAAGUUGGUUGGUUUUAUCCUUGCAGGAUUCACACGGGAAAAUGCAAGUUCCAACGCAUUCGUGAACUGUGCUUCGUGUUUCUGCAACAACCGUUCGAAAGAAUGUGACGGAGAAUCAGGAGUGUGUAAAGACUGUAGACUGUCUCUAGGUGAUCACUGUGAACGCUGUGGAUUUGGUGUGGAUAUUGACACUGGAUGUCAACAAUGUUCUCCUGAAUACUGGCAUCCGGAUAUAGCCAAUGAGGAGAAAGAAUGUAGAGGUAUGUUUAGACAGGGGAUGUAAAUGUACUUUUGGGGGCAUAUAUGUACAGCAAAGGUAAUAAUAUUAACUGAUAUAGAGCGACCUCGUCUAACGUCUUUUAUUCUCCCCAAAGAUUAUGUCCAGUUUACGUGAGCUUGUUGUCCAGUUUAUAUGAGCUUGUUAUCGAGUUCCAUUAUCUCAACUGACAAAGGGUCAGUUAAGAAAUCUGGAGGUUACGGAGGAAGCAGUAUACCAGACGCUGAUCAAGCCAAUUAAUACUUGCCCUCUCCUCCAACACAUAAUUUAGUGAUGAACAUUCAGACAUGAAUUUCUUGUUGCUAGAAUUGUCAACAUUUCUGACGUUCACCGUGCACUCACUAUGUGCUGUCCUCUAACACUUGUCACAGUAUCAGUCCACUAAAACCUAAAUCAGUCCACUAACACUUUUCUUCUCUCCCUCAAGCUUGCAACUGUGUGCUGAACAACACACUGUAUCACAACAGCAGUGUAUGUAACGGUACCACUGGUCAAUGUUUAUGCAAGAGUUAUGUUGGAGGGAGGCAGUGUCAACAUUGUGCAGAAAAUUAUUACAACACCUCUCAUGGAUGUAGAGGUAAGUACCAGCUUACAACGAGUUUCUCAAUCACGUCACAAAUAUCUUAAAACAAUGACGCACUGAAUGUCCCUGAAUCUUGACUGGAUAUCACGGAGAACAGUGCGAUUGUGAAAACAAUGAAAAAUUCUGAUUACUGAAUCGUGAUUGGACGGCACUUGGUUAUAUCAAGUGCUAUGCCAAGGGACAUUUACCCCAUACACUAUAGCAUAACUCUGGUAUAUACGUGGUCGUUAACUCUUGCGGUCUUGCCAACACAAUUCUGUAUUGUAGUGGUCAGGGCGCAGAGUCGAUGGUUCAAUUCGUGUAUAUUUGUUGUAUAUUUCCCCCAUUUCAUCCAGUUGUCCAACGUGUUCACAUAUUUCUUCUUAGAAUGUCCCGAAUGUUACGGUUUACUGAAAGUUCAUGUUCACAACCUCCGAGAUCUCGUUAAGGAAGUGGCCGAAACUGUCAAAAACUUGACAAGAAAAUUCGAUGAUAUUGAUAACAAGGAAUUUGAUCGGCGACUGACAAUUGCAAAGAUUACAGUGAACAAUAUUUAUGACAAAGCCAACGUGACUGCUAACCAAGACCCGAAUAACCUAAAUAUGACUAUAGAUGUUUUACAUAAUUUAAACUCAAGCGUUACAGAGCUGGAGGUACACGUUGAACGACUAAAAAGACAGGAAAAUGAACUACAAGUGCUCCUUAACAGUACGUCAAACUCGACUGAAUCAGCAUAUGGUAGUCUACAACAGGCGAAUACCUCUAGACCUAUGAUUGAAGACUUGCGGAAUGCCAUUGGAAGUUUUGUUCAACCUUUGGAGGUAGUUAAAGAAAGUAUGAAAGCUUUAAACAACACUCUUUGGAGUAUCGCAGAAAAUUUGACCACUACUAGCAAAUCAGAACUAGAUAAGACGUCCCAAGUUCUUUCAAACGCUAAGACAGUUGAAGUCAACCUCAAUAACAACACACAGAAUAUCAACUCAUUACAAAACGAAACACGAGCAUCCCUGAAAUAUGGCCAAGAGACAUUGAAUGCUUCAAUAAACUUCUCUGCCCAAACAAAUGAUGUUUUUGAUAUGUCCAAAGACAUCAUGAAAACAGUUGACCAUUUAACAGAAGUAAUACAAGCAAACAGGAAUCUGACUAGAAAGCUAAAUGAUUCAAUAUUCAGCCCCAGUUUGGAGUAUGAAUCAACCAUUAACAAUGCUUCAAAGUCAGUCAAAGACUCGCAAACACAAACCAUUAAGGCUGCAAACGUUCUGCACAACACUGAGACCUUACUGAAUGAAGCGAAAGCUAUAAACCAAAAUGCGACAGAAGCGAAUAAUUCAGCGACGAAUAUUUUAAACGAUGCCCAUACAACUCUUGAGAUUUUACAAAAUUUCCAAAAUACAUCUGCAAAUGCCACAAAGAUGGCAGGGAAAUCACUGCAACUGAUCAACAGCAUAAAAGUGGAAAGUACUAGAUCCAUCAAUGAAAUAAUGAAUGUCAGUAAGUCUGUAAAAGAAGGAUUGGAGUACACUGAAGAAGCGAACAGAUUGGCAGACCAAGCAUAUGUUUUGGCUCAGGCUGAAAAUCAGGUAUGGUAUUUAAGUUUAUAAAAUAGACAUUUUCUGAGUCAUCUGUGGUAAUUGCAUUAAAGAAUUUCUCAAGAAGUUUGUUGUAAAAUAGUAGUAAAUGUUCCGCAUCCUUGCCGCAAGUGAACACCAGUCAUACCCCCCAAAUCAAAUGAACCGCAACCAAACCGUAAAUAAACCACAUCUGAACCACACCCAACCGCAACUGCAGUGUUGGGUUACCUGUGUGCGAUAAAAAUGUAAGACAGGAAAGAUAUAGGGCGAGAGUCAAGAUUGUCUUGAGUACACUUGAUUCGAUAAUGUCAUUAAGGACAGAAGUUCUGUAACCUCUUCGAUAUGAAUGUUUUAAAAUCAAAGAUAACGUCUUUGUUAUAUAAUCUUGAACUGUCUUUGCCAGUGUAGGUAGUGCCAAUCAAAUGAACAAGCUUUUGUUGGUAGGGUUGUAACUACUUGGAAAAUAUAAGGAGAAUCUUUUGGGUUAACCUCUGAUUCUUUCGUAGGGUAUUACCUCGGUUCACAACAGAAGCAAGACACUGGACGACCAUCACAAGAGUACAGUCUGUUCAAAUAACCGGAUGUCAGCCUACCAGAGAAAUAUUACCGCCCGUUCGGGGGCUCUGACAUCCUUAUUAGCUACAUGCCCGCUUGCAGAAGCAAGGAAUGCAAAUGAGAGAGCGAACAACAGUUUGAACGAAAGUCGGCAAACACAAGAUGACUCAGUUGAGACCCAGCAAGAUGUGAGAAAUGUCCGUGAAGGGGUCUUGGAAACUCAAAGCAAAGUUGAGAAUAUUGAGAGUGCUGUCAGGGCUGACACACAUCAAGAGAAAGUGGACACACAUACAGAGUUAUUUCAAGAACUGAGAGCAGACUUAGUCAAGUUGAGGCGCGCAAAAGAAAAGAGAGCUUUACUUAUUCAACAAUUGAAAGAACGAGUAAGGACAAUGAAAUUAGAGAUACAAGAUUUGGAGAGUUUACGUGAUUCAUUUAAAGACAUACCACCUUGUACUAAAACAUAAAUAUUACCCAUGCAUGCUUGAAUGUAAAUAUGAACCAACUGCUACAGUAUUAAAUAUUUUGUAAAAUCAAACAAACCAAUCCCUUGCAAAGGUAGUUUUGUUGUCUAGUAUACAUGUACAGGGACACUUUCACAACUUAUUUUAUAUUAAAUAUCACCCAAAAACAAAUUGUUCACUUAUGUAAUUGUACGAUCCCUAGGCAUAUCGUUUGUUCAUUGAUAUUCAACUGCAAAUUUCAAGUUAGCACUACUCAGCAUUUGUGUUCAAAAUGUGUUUCCCAGUUCCCAGAAUCUUGUGGUUUGUUCCAUGUACAGUUAACCAGCCCCUUAAUACUGCAGUGAGCCUGUUGCCUGCAUGCAACAUCUUUUCCACACAAUCUCCGAGACAAAAUUAUUCCCACUUGACCACCCUAUCGGAAACUACCAUAUUUUCUACAACCAUGAUUUCACUAUUGAACAGCUACUGUAAUUUGGUUCAAUUUUUAUUCCUACACAUUACCACCAGGAGACAUGGUACCUUGUGUUUCAUCAUUUUUACCAGUACUCUCAUCAUCUCCCAUACCAGAUAUUUUAUACUGCUUCAGUAAAACUUCAUAAUCUGCCUCAGUCAUUAAUUCUGAUAAUGCUUCAUCAACUUCGUGAAGUUUGGGUAACACCACUGCAAUAUAUCCGUCUGUCAUUGGCUGCAAGAGGAAAUUUUACACUCAUCACAAAAUGCUG